AUGCCGCUGAACGGCGGAGGGGACGACCGGCAGAGGGGCCCGAGGGCUAGCGCCUGCGGAUCUGGACCGACGUCUGCCCAGCUGGAGUCAACGUCGACGCCGUCUACUUCUCUGCCCGCGCCCGUGGUCGAGGAAGUCACUAUAUGGGGCGCGGCGGAACCUUCGUCUCGACACUCGCCCCGUGGCGCGCCCCUGCAAUGGCGGCGCACGCAGCAGAACCAGGGCAAAUGCGCGGGCACGAUGAGUAUUGGCCAUGCGGACUUGUGCACCGAAGCCAAUCACUACGAGGUCGCUCCCGCCAAGGCGCAGCGAAAGACCGGCUGGCGACGUCAGUUGAACGACCUGAUUCCAAGUUCUGAAAUUGACUCCGCCAGUGCCAAAGACCGCAACCAUGCCCUCGUCUCCGUCCUCAAAGACCUCAGCUUGCGCGUCAGCGACGAUGACCGACGUCGAAUUGAAGAUGCCCUCCAGGAUUCAGAUGACGAGGUCGGGUCGCCCGUCUCCAUAUCCUCUUCUUCGCGAGCAUCCGCCCCUCAUCCAUUCUCUCAGCACUCGCGCAUGCACCCCUUUGCCCCGUCCUCUAGCUAUGUGCCGCUCGGAGCAGAAACCUCGCCUACGUCGGAUCAGUCACCCCUUCCUCGCCUGGACGGUACUGUCCCGGAAGACUCUGGCGACGAAGACGGUGGCGAAGUGCCCAAUGUAGUCGAAGCAGGCUUCUUGGGCCAGAUCUCCGAAGUACAGUGGCUACAGACGCUCAGGAGCAGAGUACAAGCUCUCGAUACCGUUCUGCUUGGCCCACCUGACACCACUGCGCCACUCUCUCAGCCACCCUCGCCUACUUUCACUGCGUCACCCACCUCCCAUGCCGCGACCCCGCUCGAACACAUCGCUCUCACCAACUACUAUCUCGAUGACGAAGGCGUCAAACUCACUGACUGUGGGAAUCCCUUUGAGCUGCCGCCAGAACACACUGCAGUACUGCUAUUCCAGUGCUUCACCCAGACCAUCCAAGGCUCCUUUCCCAUCCUCCCCCCAACUAUAGAGCACCAGCUGCAACAGUACUACACCUUGGUUCGGAACGGGCAGGCGAUACAUUGCCCGGAGAAAUGGUUUGCGCUGGUCAACCUUGUUUUUGCAAUAGGCGCCAAGUUUUCACAUCUCAUCCAGGCUGAAUGGCGAGCCGACGAGCUGGAUCACAUCGUCUACUUAUCGCGUGCCUUUCAAUUGCUUAGCAUGAAUGACACAAUCGUUGUCCUAACGACUCCGGAUCUGCUCACAACGCAGGCAAGUCUGAGCUGCUGA
Messenger RNA from Alternaria metachromatica, 1302 nucleotides. RefSeq lists its product as uncharacterized. The coding region runs from base 1 to 1302 and encodes 433 amino acids. The transcript is spliced from 3 exons. The record is from RefSeq and is a predicted model, not a curated record. Lineage: Eukaryota; Fungi; Ascomycota; Dothideomycetes; Pleosporales; Pleosporaceae.